Molecule: messenger RNA, 1433 nt
Organism: Euleptes europaea (tarantolino)
Lineage: Eukaryota; Metazoa; Chordata; Lepidosauria; Squamata; Sphaerodactylidae
Gene: ACTR1A
Product: actin related protein 1A
Exons: 11
Coding region: 53-1183 (376 amino acids)
Source: RefSeq, a predicted model, not a curated record
GCAGCCUGAGCUGUCGCUUCUUUGGCGGUGACUUGAGGCGGCGGCGCUCGCCAUGGAGUCCUACGAUGUGAUCGCGAACCAGCCGGUAGUGAUCGAUAACGGCUCAGGAAUGAUUAAAGCUGGUUUUGCAGGGGAUCAAAUACCCAAGUACUGUUUUCCUAACUAUGUGGGCAGACCAAAGCAUGUUCGUGUCAUGGCCGGCGCAUUGGAAGGAGACAUUUUCAUUGGACCAAAAGCAGAGGAGCACCGAGGCCUCCUUUCUAUCCGCUAUCCUAUGGAGCAUGGCAUAGUGAAGGACUGGAAUGACAUGGAGCGUAUCUGGCAGUACGUGUACUCAAAAGACCAGCUCCAGACUUUCUCCGAAGAGCAUCCCGUGCUCCUGACAGAAGCUCCACUGAACCCCCGAAAGAACCGCGAACGAGCUGCUGAGGUUUUCUUUGAGACCUUUAACGUGCCAGCCCUCUUCAUCUCCAUGCAAGCUGUGCUGAGCCUUUAUGCAACAGGGCGAACCACAGGAGUUGUGUUGGACUCUGGGGAUGGGGUCACCCAUGCCGUUCCUAUUUAUGAAGGGUUUGCCAUGCCACACUCCAUUAUGCGAAUUGACAUAGCCGGCCGUGAUGUCUCCCGUUUCCUUCGUCUGUAUCUUCGGAAGGAAGGCUACGAUUUCCACACGUCAUCUGAAUUUGAGAUUGUAAAAACCAUAAAAGAGAGAGCUUGUUACCUGUCAAUAAACCCACAGAAGGACGAGACAUUAGAAACAGAGAAAGCUCAGUAUUACCUUCCAGAUGGAAGCACCAUUGAGAUUGGCCCUGCCCGAUUCCGGGCCCCUGAGCUGCUGUUCCGACCAGACCUGAUUGGGGAGGAGUGUGAGGGGCUGCAUGAAGUGCUAGUGUUUGCAAUUCAGAAGUCUGAUAUGGACUUGAGGCGAACGUUGUUCUCCAACAUUGUGCUCUCCGGAGGCUCAACACUCUUCAAAGGUUUUGGCGAUAGGCUUCUGAGUGAAGUGAAGAAAUUGGCCCCCAAGGAUGUCAAAAUCAGGAUGUCUGCUCCUCAAGAGAGACUGUAUUCUACGUGGAUUGGUGGCUCCAUCCUGGCCUCUCUGGACACCUUUAAGAAAAUGUGGGUUUCCAAGAAAGAAUAUGAAGAAGACAGUUCCAGGGCGAUCCACCGGAAAACCUUCUAACCCAUGUGCAUCCUGGGGUCUCCUUGGAGAUUUGUUCUUGUUCUCAACUCACUUAUCUGAGUCCAAGUGUCUGAGGAGCUGAUCAUUUGUGUGUGUGCGUAUGGGUGGAUGGUGCCAGCAUUCUCCGGACUUUCCCAGAGCGAGAGGAAAGGCCGGCGUUUUGACUUGACUUCUGAUUGCUCUUGUGGGAGGCAGAUGAGAAAUUGGAAUGAACCUUGUUGGAACGUGUUCUUUUUCAGUUGGUCCUUGA